This is a messenger RNA of Lodderomyces margitis, 996 nucleotides long. It is a transcript of the gene RPF2, whose product is annotated as rRNA-binding ribosome biosynthesis protein. The coding region runs from base 1 to 996 and encodes 331 amino acids. Gene Ontology annotation, molecular function: rRNA binding. Gene Ontology annotation, biological process: maturation of LSU-rRNA from tricistronic rRNA transcript (SSU-rRNA, 5.8S rRNA, LSU-rRNA); ribosomal large subunit assembly. Lineage: Eukaryota; Fungi; Ascomycota; Pichiomycetes; Serinales; Debaryomycetaceae. Gene Ontology annotation, cellular component: nucleolus. The record is from RefSeq and is a predicted model, not a curated record. The transcript has a single exon.
AUGAUCAGAACAAUAAAGCCUAAGAAUGCUCGUUCAAAGAGAGCCUUAGCAAAGAAGGAGGCCAAGCUUGUUGAGAACACCAAAUCUGCACUCUUUGUUCCCGGAUCCACCGGUAGCAAACUCCUUCAUGAUGCCAUGUGUGAUUUAAUGGCCUUGAAAAAACCAUUUGCAAAGAAAUUUUCCAAAAAGAACGAAAUAAGACCAUUUGAAGAUGCUACAGAGUUGGAGUUUUUUGCCGAAAAAAAUGAUGCUUCAUUGAUGGUCUUUUCGUCCCAUAAUAAGAAAAGACCAAAUACAUUAGUGUUUACCAGAUUCUUUAACCACAAAGUUUAUGAUAUGAUUGAAUUAUCGAUACAAAACAGUCCCAAGUUGUUGCAAGAUUUCAAAAAGCUUACAUUCACAAUUGGGUUGAAACCGAUGUUUGUGUUUAAUGGACCGGCCUUUGAUAACCAUCCAGUUUAUCAACAGAUUAAAUCAAUCUUUAUGGAUUUCUAUCGUGGUGAAGAAACCGAUUUGCAAGAUGUGGCAGGGCUACAAUCUAUAAUAUCACUUUCAGUUGGAGAGAUAGAAGAUUCAAAUAAUGAAAAGGAUUUACCCAAUGUCCAUUUCAGAGUAUAUAGAUUAAAGACGUUCAAGUCGGGACAAAAAUUACCUCGCGUUGAAUUAGACGAAAUUGGACCGAGAUUUGAUUUCAAAAUUGGCAGAAGAAGAACACCAGCACCCGAAGUUGAAAAGGAGGCGCUCAGGAAGCCUAAACAAUUGGAGGCAAAGACAAAAAAGAAUGUUAGCACAGACUUUAUGGGUGAUAAAGUUGCUCAAAUACAUGUUGGUAAACAGGACUUGAGUAAACUUCAAACAAGAAAGAUGAAGGGUUUGAAAGAAAAGUAUGAUAUUAGCGAAAGUGAAGAAGAAGAAGAAGAUGACGUUUAUGUUUCUGAUGAGGAAUACCUCGCUGACGAGGUAGAAGAACCACAAGCAAAGAAGCAAAAAGUGUAG